This is a messenger RNA of Nicotiana tabacum (common tobacco), 1129 nucleotides long. The record is from RefSeq and is a predicted model, not a curated record. Lineage: Eukaryota; Viridiplantae; Streptophyta; Magnoliopsida; Solanales; Solanaceae.
AAGUGGGCCACUAUAGAGGCUGAUUAUAUGCGCGAGUUGAGAUUGACAAUGGACUCUCAGGCGAGUUUGAAGACUCCUAAAUCUAAGAAGCCUCCUUCCCAACCAUUGCCACCCCCUGGAGUGAGGAGGACUUUAGACAGGUCAGAAUCAACAUCCAAUCCCUUUGAUUUGAAGACUAAAUCUGUCGCUCUCCCCCAAUCCGGAAGGACCCCUGUACCAAAGAAGCCGAAAGCAAAGGAUCCCAAUAAAAGAGAGAUGACAUAUGAUGAAAAGCAAAAGCUUAGCACAAGCCUACAGAAUUUACCUUCUGGAAAGCUUGAACAGGUAGUACAGAUCAUCAAAAAGAGGAAUUCAUCUCUUUGCCAACAGGAUGAUGAGAUUGAAGUGGAUAUUGAUAGUGUUGAUACUGAGACCCUAUGGGAGCUCGACAGGUUUGUUACUAAUUACAAGAAGAGCUUGAGCAAGAACAAAAGAAAAGCUGGACUUGCAGAUCAAGGAGAAAGUGAAGCUGAGAAGAAUGUCCAGGAGAAGAAUGCUAACCCAGUUGUGGUAGAAAUCCCAAAAGAAAGCAAAGCAGAAGAGAAAGGCACUUCCUCCAAUCCUGCUCAAAUGGAAAAUCAGGGCAAAGAUGUUAGUCAAGCAAGCAGCUCUAGCACUGACUCAGUGUCAUCAUCAAGUGAUUCUGAUAGCGAAAACUCUUCAGGAGGUGGAUCUGAUGCAGAGCAUUCACCAAAGAGUUGAUUCUGUUGUCCAGAUAUAAUGUUCUCUCUUUCAAAGUCUUGUGAUUUCAAGGUCUACGAGCAUACUGAUGUCGUCCUUCAAUCAAGAGGGUGCUGUUGGUGGUAAUGGCAUAUGCUGGCUGGUCCCAAUUUGUAUGAUAGUAGCAUCUAGUUUGUAGCUUAUGUACAUUCGCUUGUGGAUUUCUAAUUUGUGCAGUUUGAAGUCAUAUUUUUCAAAUCACUUGAAUGUGGUAGAAAGCUCUGUCCUACUUGUAGCAUUAAUAAGAUGCUCUGUACAUAUCCUACGUGUUAAUGUAGUAAUAAGUCAAUCAGGAUAAUUAACUAUUAUCCUUUCCUAAUUUUUAUAUUUUUGAGUGAACAACUCUCUUUUUGUUAAUUUUCUAUUUUUA